AUAGCAACGAGUAAGACUAUUUUGUCACGAUAAGUAAAUGUGUUACGUUAAAAUAUAAAAUUUUUGUUGUAUAAUAGUGUUGAAGUGUAGUGGAGACGUGUAUGUAGCGACGUGUUGCAUCCGUGGCUGCCUGCUCUCCCUCCCUCCCUGGUUGUCACAACUGCGUCGUCUUUGUCUACAACGUUACUUACGAAGUAGACGCUAUUUUGAUCUCACAAGACUGCAGCACCAUUCAGAGGUGCCAGACGCUCCUGUCAGUCUGACGGAUGAAAACCUGCAGGCUUCCAACCACGAUAAAGCUGAGCUGAGUUGAGAGUUAGGGCGAUGAUGUGUUAGUGGUGGAGUGUUGGAGGAGAGGUGAGGAAGUCUGGCUGUGUGCCCAGGGUGGCCCAGUCGAUGCCAGUGGUGGCUGUGUGCCUGAUCACCAUCAGUCUCCAUCAGGCCUCUCCGCCACCACCUGAUUGGGGCGGGCCGCCAGCACCAGGCCACCAGCAUCAGCAGUUUGUGGAGGAGGCGGCAGUGCCGUCGGGUAGUGAGUGGGGCGCGGGUGUGGCAGGAGCGCUCUCCACCAGUGAUUAUCCACCUCACCACAGCCAACCUCACUCCUGCCCGCACUUCCAGUUGCCACUCAUGACCACUACACCAACACGACGAACCUCCCACUCACAGCACUCUCAACAAGUAAUGAAAUACCACGUGUGUAGUGUAACAGAAUUUAGUGUGUAGAGUGCGGGAACAAGUGGAAUGAGUUGAGUGAGGGUAAUUAUCGUGGUGCUGGUAUGGGCAGGCAAGGCACAGCCGACCUUCCUUGGUGGAGUCCUGGCGUCAUGUUGCCUCCGGCGCAGAUCCACCACCGUCACCAUGCCCGUGAGUUGGUCCGGGAGCUGCCACCUAACAAUCCCCAGUACCGGAGGGAGCGACAGGAACUACGCCGUCGCCGCACACGUAAAGAACGAAAACGAUAUCGGGCGCAGGAGUGUAGCCCGAGCGGGGAAAGGUGGAGGAAUUGGUUGGUCCCCGGGUGGUUGGUGGAGGGACUGUGGGCGGUGUGGCAGUGGAGUCUUAACGUUGGAGUGGUAAUGUUGACGCGCCUUGUUAGUGUAAUCUGGAAGAAUUUGAGCGGCAGGGAGGUGGUGUCGGCCGCCUCAGUGAGCGGCAGCAGUGAGCGUGACUCAAAUGAGUCAGAUUCUGGUGAGGCGCUCAGUGUGUCUGCCACCAGAGACUCGUCCGGGCCACACGCAUCCCCCUGCGGAACGCCGCCCUCACCCCCGAUCCCGCCACACCUGUUUCCGCAAUACCGGGACUGCAGUUCUGUCCAGUCAGACACCCCAGCAGCAACAGCUGCCAGUGUUGGUGUAGGCGCUGCACAACCACGCCGUGUGCCGCGUGCCUCCAUGAUCCAUCCCACAAGUGAUCCCUUGCAAGCUGAUCCCCAUUGCACCUCCCAUCACCCUUGCCUAUUGCAAGGAAACCAUGGCCACCUCGUGUGUUCCGAUUGCUCAGGAAGGGCCACAUGGAUACACACACAAGGAAACAUCGAGGCAAGAUGCCUCCAGUCCCAUUCUGGAGGCGGUGCGAGGCUUCACCUCGCUGCAGGAGGAGAUGAUGAGUGCUAUCCGGGAUGCCAAGAAGACCUCAGCUUCCUUGGUGCUAGAGCGGCAGGACAGCACUUCCUCUGUUGCUAGCGGGGGCUCUCUAGGAUCACUUGGCUCAUUGGAUACUUUCCUCUCAGGAUGUCCGCCUGACUCCAGUGUCAGUUCUGUGGUCAGCUCUAUGUCAUCCAGCCCUCAGCCACGUCACAGCCCUCCACCUGACCUUCCUAACACAGCGACCAACCUGGACCCUGCAACACUGGCGUUCCUGGAGGCAUCACCCUUGGGAACAGGUGGCUACCUAAGAAGCGUCGACUACGACCAGUGUUUGGAGGACGACAUCGAGGCAUCAUUGGCCCACGUGGACCACCACUCUAACUCUGACACCGACACAGAGGUGGACGACCUGCAGCAGGUAGAGUAUAGUGACGGAAGCCUCACAGUCAGGGGUAAUAUGGUGCUGGACUUGACUCGUCGAUACUGGUCAGCUGACGCUAGUUUUCCCAGGGAGCUCACACCGCCUACUACAGGCCAGGAAGACCCCCUGCCACCCCCUGACCUUCCGGUGGACCCGGAGGUGCAGUUGCAGAGUGAGGAGGUGAUCAGGGCCAUUCUGGAUCUGACGAGGGGCUCUACACAUGAGGUUGAACAGCAAGACGAGUCCCAGUUCCCCGAGGUACAUCCCAAGUGGUCCGAGCCCCUGCCACCGCAGGCUACUGCUACCCUCAAGGUUACCCAAGGGCACCUUUAUCUCGCUGAAGGUGAUGAUAAUUGUACCAGCCUUGAGAGACGAUGUGGUCAAGUUAUCCCCGGUGAGAGUUGUUACCGUGCAGUGCAUUAUGAAAGAGAGGGAGAACACGGGGCAGUGAGGCAGUCAGAGGGUUAUCAGGAGGGCAGGGAGCAAGAGACAGCAACACUGCAACCUGAUAUUGCUCUCAGUCAAGAGAGGUCACAGGGCGGCGGUGGCGGAGAGGGCAGCGCGUCUCUCACUACAUUACUUGUCAGCAGUGGUAAUGCAGGGCACCACGAGGGGGAGUCAAGAGCAGCCCAGUGCAGUGUAUGUACGAAGAAAGAGGAAGCAGCAGCAGUAGCAACGGCAGCGGGAGAGCAGCCAGCUGGCCCACCCCUCCACCAGGAUGAAGUGGGUUCCUUCUCGGGGAAAUUCUCACACCACUCUCACUCCUCUCCCUUGCCACCACCCCCUCACCCCACUCCCUCGCCUGCUUCACUCCCUCCCUCGCCACCCACUUAUCCCCCUCCCUUGCCACCCUCUUACCAACCUCCCUCGCCACCUACUUAUGCCCCACCCUCACCACCUUACCCCUCACCCUCACCACCACCUUACCCCCCACCUUCACCACCCUCUUACACCCCGCCCUCACCACCCUCUUACCCUUCGCCGUCCACACCUUGUCUCCCACCCACUGAAUCCCAACUCUCUCACUCACCCUCACCACCCAUUUACCCACCACCCAUUUACCCACCUCCCUCACCACCCAUUUACCCACCUCCCUCACCACCCAUUUACCCACCUCCCUCACCACCCAUUUACCCACCUCCCUCACCUCACACCCAUCCGCCUCUUGCCUCGGUUAUCACCUCUCCCGGCACUAGCCAUCAAAACUUAUCGCAAGACCCAUCAAGUGAGCAAUCUGGUCUGGUGCAGGCUGAGAGAGGAAGCGGGGAGGCGGGGAUGACCGACCCGGUGGUGACCGAGGCAGGGGUGACCGUGCUGGAAGGCGGGGAUGCAGGAGUGACGAGGCCGGUCGUGCCAGUGCUGGACAUCACCAGCCUGAGGAACGAGAUCACAGCCAUUAAGGCAGAGAUACUCACCCGAAAGGGCAAGAAGACCCACCACAUCUUCGACUCUGAGGAGCGCUGCUUCGUCUCCUCCUGUGAGGAUAUCACUAAUCUCAGAGACGAGAUUCUCUCGCUUAAGAAAGAUUUCUACUCCCUUCUUGACGAAAACACCUCCGUAAGUAAGGGGGUUCCAAAGAAAUCCAAGACUCACCACCAGUCACAGAAACGUCACAAAGGACCUCUCCUAAAACACCAGCUGAAAUCUGUUAGUAUUGACAACGUAGAUGAGCUGAAGAAAAGCUCAGCAAGAAGUAAAGAAUGUCCGUCAUUCUUGACAAAUAAAGGAAAAAGAAGGAAACACGCUGGCGAGGAGGGUAUGUCUGUGAGUCUGGCUCUGGAUCUGGCUGAGGACGGGAGCCAGACUAGCAGCACUACUUCCAGUCACAUCUUUAAUACCCCACACAUCAGUACAGAGUCCUUCCAGUCUGCCCUCAGUGACUUGCCAGCGUUUACGGAGUCUCGAACCCCAGCCCUUUCUCCUGAAGCCCUUCCAGCCGCUCCUGAAACCUUCCCAGCCGCUCUUGAAACUUUCCCAGCCGCUCCUGAAACCCUCCCAGCUGCUCCUAAAACCCUCCCAGCCGCUCUUCAUGAUAACCUCCCAGACGCUUCUUCUAAGGCCUUCCCAGGCUUUUAUCCCAAGAGCCUUCCGGCCUCUUCUCCUGAUGCUCUCCCAGUCCCUCCUCAUGAGGCCCUCCCAGGAACGCAUCUCAUAGACACGCACUACCUCGACAAGUGCCUCCUUGACACGCACUUCCUCGACACGUGCCUCCUUGACACGCAUCUUCUAGACACGGACCACUUCAGUCACUCUUGUGACGACCCACAAGAACCACUACAAAGGGCUGGUGUUCUCGGUAGCAGCGAGGGGGAGGAGGAUAAGGAAAGCGAUAGUAAUGUGUUGUUGGUGAGCUGUGACGGUAGUGACAGUAACAGUGGUAGUGAAGAAAAUAGCCACAGUGAUACGUGUGAGGAUGAUCAUCUUGUUACAGUACGCCCAACUAGUGUCGAGAGGAUUUUAUAUGGCAUUGAACCUUCACCCUACAAUAUUAAAAGAACUGAUAUCCGGGAUCGAGAGCUGGAAGAGGAGGAGAGGGAAGAGGUGCUGGGAUCCGAUGAUGAGGAGCAAGAGGACCCUUUCGACUAUUGUAAAGGUGGCUAUCAUCCUGUGAAGAUAGGUGACCUUUUCUACAAUAGAUACCAUGUGAUUCGUAAGCUGGGGUGGGGUCACUUUUCCACUGUUUGGCUCUGUUGGGAUCUCCAAGCCAAGCGGUUUGUAGCACUCAAGGUAGUGAAGAGCGCUUCCCACUACACAGAGACUGCCCUAGAUGAAAUUAAAUUACUCAAAUGUGUUCGAGAAUCUGACGAGAAUGACCCUAAAAGAGAUAAAACAGUUCAAUUAUUAGAUGACUUCAAGAUCAGCGGUGUGAAUGGAACACAUGUAUGUAUGGUGUUUGAGGUGCUGGGCCACAACCUUCUUAAGUUUAUCAUCCGUUCCAACUACCAAGGGAUUCCCCUUGCCAACGUUAAGAAUAUUAUUCAGCAGGUGCUGGAAGCAUUGGACUACCUACAUACAAAAUGUCAGAUCAUCCAUACAGACAUUAAACCUGAGAACAUACUCAUGUGUGUGGAUGAGACAUACAUACGGAAACUUGCCUAUGAAGCAACGCAGUGGCAGAAGAUGGGACUUAAACUGCCUGGUUCUUUAGUGAGCACAGCACCAAAGCAUUACUCCCAGCCAGAUCCUAAUGCCAAGAUGUCAAAAAAUAAGAAGAAAAAGUUGAAGAAAAAGCAGAAGGCAAAACAGGCACUUCUUGAAACGCAAAUGAAGGAGUUGGAGGAAAUGGAGGAGAAGGAGGCACGACAAGCCCUAGAGGCGUGUGACAUAGCAACAGUUAACACAGCAGUGCUAAGUAAUGACUCGAGUUUAGAGGAGACAUGUAUGACACCACAGACUAAUGGCCAGCAGCUAGAAAAACAAAAGAGUAUUGAAGAGGUGCCUUUGAAGCUACAAGAGCAGCCACUGCCACAGCUUCAAGAACCUGAGUUAACACCCACCCAGCCACAGCCCCAGCCUCCACUCAUACCUCAGUCACAGCCUUGCCUCAUCACUCCUAAUCUCACCCUAGAAGAAGAGGCUCAGCAAAAACUUGAACACCGCAAGAGUCUAGCAGAGAUGUGUGAGGGGGAUGUGCGGCCGGGUGGGGCGGUGGGUCUUUCACUUGACCCACUCAUGAAUGGCCACGACAGCCCCCGCCCCACACUUGGCCGCUCAGAAUCUGAGAUUACGCCAGAUAUGAGACUUCCCCCAGAAGAUGAAGAUGGUGAUGAUGUUGGUGCUAACUACAACUUCACUGGAGGUAGUAGCAGUAGUGGGAGUGGAAUGCGAAGAGUAGCAUCCUGUCCUGACCAUAAAGCUAUUGAGCGUGUUCCUGAUCCUGUUCAUGAGAUUUGCGAUAUGAAAGUUAAAAUUGCUGACUUAGGUAAUGCUUGCUGGGUUGACCAUCACUUCACAGAAGAUAUUCAAACUCGGCAGUAUCGGUGCCUAGAGGUGCUGUUAGGAGCAGGUUAUGGAGCCCCAGCAGACAUAUGGAGUACUGCUUGUAUGGCUUUUGAAUUGGCAACUGGAGAUUAUUUGUUUGAGCCUCACAGUGGGGCUGACUACACACGAGAUGAGGACCACUUAGCACACAUAAUUGAGCUCCUAGGAAAAAUUCCACGCCAUAUAGCUCAGUCUGGCAAAUACUCAAAGGAAUUCUUUGAUAAGAAAGGGGACCUUAAGCAUAUCACAAAGCUCCGUCCAUGGGGCAUGUUUGAGGUACUGACAGAGAAAUAUGAGUGGCCUGAAGAAGAGGCACGUGCUUUUAGUGAUUUUCUCAAUCCUAUGCUGGCAUUUGACACAUCAGAACGAGCUACUGCUGGAGAGUGCCUCAAACACCCAUGGCUCAACUCAUGAACACGGGAAAAGCUUAAACUGCUCCCUCAGCCCUCUCUCUGGUAGAAAAUCAGUUUGUCUGAUUGGGCAGACUUACCCAAGCAGGAGAACCGCAUGGUAUCAGGGAGCAGUAACCCAUCUUCUCACUUGACCAUUCACAUAUACACUUAAUUAUGGUGAUCAGUAUCAGGGCAGAUACCAAAGAUGUCUCCAUAGAAUGACAACUGUUAAUGAAAUGUUCCAGAUCAACUCACCUGGUCCUUACCCAGUGUAGUGUCACCAUAGUACAUGAGUGGUCAAAUGAGGCAGGGAUUGAGGGUGGGCAGUGCACAUACCAGGGUUCGCCUUGGGGGUUACCGGCCCCAAUCUUGACCAGAAGUGCUUUUGACUCUUGAAUAUAAAGGACUGAUUUUAAAUUUGGUUCAUUCAGCUCUGAUUAUGCCAAGAGACUGAUUGGAGGAACCAGUAAUCUCUGUGCAAGUGUCUUAGUAUGAUGAAGACUGUGUCCAGUGAUUCUGAUGUGAGUGUACAUAAAGACAGUUGGUUGCUAAUCCUCUCAAUGUCCAUGAUAGUACAUAUUACUGAGAGGGGACAUUUGGAGGAAUCAUAUGUUCUUUUGCUGAUUUAACUGCUCAAACCACAAAUAUUUGUAAGAGGAAGCAGAGAUCCUAUGACUUAUCCUGCAUGAAAAGUGACUAUACAACCCUAUUCCACCAGCACUACUGCAGAACCUGGGAUAGUACUGGUACCAAGGACCACAUGCCCUGAUGACCUGCGGUGUUGUGUCAUUGUGCACAACGGGAUGGCUAUUUUUUUUUUUCUAAACAUUCAUUUUAAUAAUUAUGUAAAUAUUGCACCACUCUAUGAAGUUGGUUUCCCAUCAGCCCUGAAAUGUAAAAUGUUGGCUCUGAGAUACUGAUGGAACAAUGUGGUAGUUUUCAGUAGGUUGGAAUACACAAACUGCAAUUCUUCAAGCCACUGUUGAAAAGUUUGGGUUUCUUGCAUAUACAUAUAUAUAUAUAUACAUAU
Cherax quadricarinatus is the source of this 7413-nucleotide messenger RNA. RefSeq names its product SR splicing factor protein kinase. Gene Ontology annotation, cellular component: cytoplasm; nucleus. The record is from RefSeq and is a predicted model, not a curated record. Gene Ontology annotation, biological process: peptidyl-serine phosphorylation; regulation of mRNA processing; spliceosomal complex assembly. Gene Ontology annotation, molecular function: protein serine/threonine kinase activity; ATP binding. Lineage: Eukaryota; Metazoa; Arthropoda; Malacostraca; Decapoda; Parastacidae.